GUCGUCGUCCAAUCUAGUCCUCGGCUGGCAGCCCUGCUCCCCGCACUGCAGACCCGUCCACGCCGCGGAUACACACAGGACUUUUACUGUCGUGCUAUUUUUGUCAAACAUGGUGAAAGUAACGACGGUGAAGACCCAGGCCUACCCGGACCAGAAGCCCGGAACAAGCGGCCUGAGGAAGAGGGUUACCGUGUUCCAGCAGAAGCAGCACUACACGGAGAACUUCAUCCAGAGCAUAAUCGCCGUCAUCCCGCCUGCCGAGCGCCAGGCAGCCUCUCUGGUGGUGGGAGGUGACGGCAGGUUCUUCAUGAGCGACGCCAUUCAGCUCAUUGUUCAAAUCGCCGCCGCCAACGGGAUCGGUCACCUGGUGAUUGGCCACAAUGGCAUCAUGUCCACCCCAGCUGUGUCCUGUGUGAUCCGCAAGAUAAAGGCAGUGGGCGGGAUCAUCCUCACAGCCAGCCACAACCCGGGUGGUCCUAAUGGGGACUUUGGCAUCAAGUACAACAUCUCCAGUGGAGGACCUGCUCCAGAGGGCAUUACAAACAAAAUAUAUGAGAUCAGCAAAGGGCUACAGGAGUAUCACAUCUGCCCCGAACUCAAAGUGGACGUAUCAAAGAUUGGCAAGCAGACCUUUGAUGUGGACAACUUCAAGCCUUUUACGGUGGAGGUCGUAGGAUCGGUAGAUGCCUACGCUGAAAUGCUGAGGAGUAUCUUUGACUUCCCUGCUCUGAAGGAGCUUCUCUCUGGAGCCAAUCACAUCAACAUCCGUCUGGACGCAAUGCAUGGAGUGGUUGGUCCAUAUGUGAAGAAGAUUGUGUGUGAGGAGCUCGGUUCUCCCGCCAACUCCGCAGCCAACUGUGUCCCGAAGGAGGACUUCGGCGGGCACCACCCUGACCCAAACCUGACUUACGCUGCCGACCUGGUGAACGCCAUGAAAAGUGGAGAGUAUGACUUUGGUGCCGCCUUUGAUGGCGAUGGUGACCGGAACAUGGUGCUCGGCAAACAUGGCUUUUUUGUGAACCCUUCAGACUCAGUGGCUGUUAUUGCUGCCAACAUUUCAAGCACCCCAUACUUCCAGAAAACCGGUGUGAAGGGUCUGGCCCGCAGUAUGCCCACUAGUGGGGCCCUUGACAAUGUGGCUAAAGCCCUGAAGAUGCCACUGUACGAGACACCCACAGGCUGGAAGUUCUUUGGGAAUUUGAUGGAUGCAGGAAAACUGUCACUGUGCGGAGAGGAGAGCUUUGGCACUGGCUCGGAUCAUAUCCGGGAGAAGGACGGCCUGUGGGCAGUACUUGCAUGGUUGUCUAUCUUAGCCAAUCGUAAACAGAGCGUGGAAGAUAUCAUGAAGGAUCACUGGCAAAAGUUUGGGAGAAACUUCUUCACCAGGUACGACUAUGAAGAGGUCGACUCAGACGCUGCCAACAAAAUGAUCAAGGACCUGGAAACGACAAUGUUCGAGCCAUCCUUUGUGGGAAAGAAGUUUUCAUCGGGGGCUAAGGCUUACGAGGUGGCAAUCGCAGACAACUUCUCCUACACUGAUCCUGUGGAUGGAAGCGUUUCCAAAAACCAGGGCCUCAGAAUGAUCUUCUCAGACGGUUCUAGGAUCAUUUUCCGUCUCAGCGGCACUGGCAGUGCCGGGGCGACCGUCAGGCUCUACAUAGACAGCUAUGAGAAGGACCCCCAGAAGAUUUACCAGGACCCUCAGGUGAUGCUGGCUCCUCUGGUAGACAUCGCCUUGAAGGUUUCGCAGCUGCAUGAGCGGACCGGACGCACUGGCCCCACUGUGAUCACAUGAUUCCGGUUUCACACUGUUUGGCAACCACUCUCGGUAACGACAACACCUCUUCUCUCACAGAUCAGUCUGCUGUAUUUAACUUAGUUAUUACUAAAGGGAACUGAACAGGAACCCGAGAAUAGACAUACACUGCCAUUGUAUGUUUGUGUGUGUCAUUUUCACUAAAAGGGAAGCCUUGUUGUGCUAUUUGACAUUUCAACAGAUAACGUCUAACAUUUCAACAGUGCAAAGUGUACAUAAGAGAAUUUAGGUAGGGGUUGUUUCAUUCUUUGUUGUUUUUCCUUCUUGUUGAACCUGGUGCCUUUCUCCUUAGUUCUUCCAAACCAACUGAAACCAUGAAACCCCAAAGAAAGUAACUUAAAAAAAAAAGGAAGUAUAAUGCACUAUUAAUAAAAUAAUACAUGCUGUCAUAA
Molecule: messenger RNA, 2208 nt
Organism: Nerophis ophidion (straightnose pipefish)
Lineage: Eukaryota; Metazoa; Chordata; Actinopteri; Syngnathiformes; Syngnathidae
Gene: pgm1
Product: phosphoglucomutase 1
Exons: 11
Coding region: 110-1795 (561 amino acids)
Biological process (GO): carbohydrate metabolic process
Cellular component (GO): cytosol
Molecular function (GO): phosphoglucomutase activity; magnesium ion binding
Source: RefSeq, a predicted model, not a curated record